This is a messenger RNA of Ylistrum balloti, 13345 nucleotides long. RefSeq lists its product as uncharacterized. The record is from RefSeq and is a predicted model, not a curated record. The transcript is spliced from 79 exons. Gene Ontology annotation, molecular function: protein binding. Lineage: Eukaryota; Metazoa; Mollusca; Bivalvia; Pectinida; Pectinidae.
AUGAUCCGCAGUGUCGGUGUUCUUCUGGCGGUUUUCGCCGUCCUAGGGACACAAGGAUGUGUACAGCAGGACUUAACGUUUAUGGUAGACUCAUCACAGGGGGUGGGGGCGGAUAACUUUCGCAAAGAACUUGAAUUUAUAAAGUCUACCAUAAGUGACUAUGAUGUAUCUCCAGGCUGCAUUCGGAUAAGUAUUGUGACAUAUGGCUCUACAGCUCACAACCAAUUUUACCUGGACAGGUAUCAAACCAAGUAUGAAAUAUUGAAUGCCAUUGAUAGCAUCCAAUAUCAGCCAGGUCGACCGUAUGCUACAGAGGGUCUAAAGUUUAUGACAGAUGAGAGCUUCAGCUCACUUCAUGGUGCACGUCAAGGUGUGCCUCAUGUUGGUGUGAUGGUGAUGAGUACUCCUCCUAGCAAUUCUCAAGCGUUCCAACAGGAAGCCCAGCGUGCCAAGAAUGAAGGGAUCAAACUGUACUCGGUUGGUGUUGGAAGUGGUGCACACUUACCCCAGCUUGCAACUGCUGCCAGCACUCCAUCCAGCCAGUACAGUAUGACUGCUCAAAACUUUGACUCUCUCUCCGAUUUAUCUUACCCACUCUACCAUGCCAUCACCAGCGAAACUCCAGCACUGUCCACAAACACAGCCCAGUGCUUGCAGCGUGCAGAUCUCGUAUUCCUAGUGGACAGUUCUGGCAGUAUUGGGAGCAGAAAUUUCCUCAAGCUCAAGGACUUCCUUAAAGGCAUUACUGGUCAACUGAAUAUUGGCCCAAAUGCAGUACAUGUAGGUCUGAUGCAGUACAGUAACUACCCUUCCAUGGAGUUUCCUUUAGACACCUACACUUCGCGUGGAGAUGUAAUGAACGGCAUUGACAACAUGAAAUACAUGCAAGGAGGCACCAAUACUGGCGACGCCAUAAAGUACAUGACCAGUCAGAUGUUCUCGCAGAACAGUGGUGCUCGUAGUAAUGUACCAAGGAUUGCUGUCGUGAUCACUGACGGCCGAUCUAGCAGCUCUGCUCUGACUUCUUCUGCAGCUGAUCAAGCUCGUCUAGCUCAUAUUGGGAUGCUAGCUGUUGGUGUAGGUUCUGGUGUUGAUAUGAAUGAGCUCCACAGCAUUGCAGACAACCCAGAUAGUCAGAAUACCUUCACAGUGAACAGCUAUGAUCAGCUCGACUCUAUCUCCUCUCAGAUUAUCAACAAGGCUUGUCAAGUUUCAGCCACAUCUGCUCCAAGAGUGACAAGUUCACCUGGUGGAACUCUUAGCCCUGACCCCUGUACUGACCUUCAAUCCAAUUGUAAGCAGUAUGGACAUGAUGUUUGUGUGAAUUAUGCACCAUGGGCCAAAGACAAUUGUGGUCGAUACUGUGGAUUUUGUCAACCUCUCUAUACCACUGCCCCACCUCCUUGUGUGGAUCGCCUCAACAACUGCCCAAGUUUUGGCACAGAUGUAUGUUUACAACCAACAUACAAGGGUUGGGCCGAGGACAACUGCAGGAAAUUCUGUGGCUUCUGCGGGCCAGCUACAAGUGCUGUUGGAUUCUUUGGACAGUGUAAUUACAAGGGAACCUCCUACAAGCAUGGAGAGAAGUGGACUGAUGGCUGUGACUAUGAAUGUGUCUGUGAGGAUGGAAACAGUGGACGCUAUCGCUGUUACAACAGAUGCCCCCUGUAUUAUAACCUGCCCCCACAGUGUACCCUGGUAAGAAGUCCUACAGAGUGUUGUCAGCAACCUGUCUGUAAUUUCAAUUCCAACAUCAACAAGAUUGAGGUUACUGCUCCAGCCACAAAUUCCUUUGGAAUGCCUGUGUGUGCUUACAAGGGAAAACAGUAUUUUGGGGGUCAGACAUGGGACGAUGGCUGCCAAUACCAUUGUACUUGUGCAUCAGGUUCAACAGGGCUUGUCCAAUGUCAAGAUCGUUGUCAAACCUACACUAACCUGCCACCUUAUUGUCAUCUGGACAAAAAAGCAGGAGAGUGCUGCUCCAAACCUGUCUGUGAGUUUAGUACCCAGCAAGGCAGUUUUACAGGAACUGGAUCUGUCAGUGGCCUGGGAGUAGGACUUACUCCAACACAGCCACCAGCCUGUGCUGAUGUCCUCCCCAAUUGUGACCGUUAUGAAAAAACAGUAUGUGGUAGCUUUCCAGGUUGGGCUACAGAUAACUGUCGAAAACACUGUAAUCUUUGUGAUGUGAAACCAACACCUGGUCCGAAUGACACCUGCCUUUACCAAGGUCAUAUCUACCAUCAAGGUCAAGGUUGGAGGGUGAGCUGUGACACUGAAUGUGUUUGUGAAAAUGCUGCUUACGGUUACUAUCGAUGUGUUAACACCUGCCCAACCUACAAUAACCUUCCACAAGGAUGCUACGAGACAAAGAAAGCUGGAGAAUGUUGUUCCACAGUUCAAUGUGAUACAGGUUCCUUUCUAACAUCCACCAAUAACCUCAACACCAUUGGUAACGGUGGUAUGAUCACCAUACAGAAUCCCAGUAAACCACAGAUUGCACCAACACUGCCCUCUGGUGGCAAACCACAGCCUGGAACUGGUGGCACAGGCUUCACGGCUCCUACACUAAGUGGCUGUCUAUAUAAAGGAAACAUGUACAUUCAAGACCAGAGGUGGGAUGAUGAAUGUGACUACUCCUGUCAGUGUACUGAUGCCAAAACUGGCUAUUACACCUGUACACAGAGGUGUCCAACCUACCAAAACUUGCCAAUUGGCUGCCAUAUGUCCGUGGAUCCUGAUGAUUCAUGCUGUCAGAAACCAGUCUGCAACGACCCAUCCACACCCCUCAUUCCAUCCUUCCAACAGGGUACCAUUGGCCACGGUGUAGUAGAGCCCCCUAGUGUCUCUGACCUGUACAACAGUACCUACAACACAAUACACUAUGUAAACAUCUUCACCAGUAAUGUUGUGGCUCCUACAGCACCCUCUGUCACCUCCCGUCCUGGCAUUGGUUACUGUAUCUACAAGGGUGCGAGACAUAACCAGGGAGAUACUUGGCAGGAUGGCUGUACCUACAAUUGUGUGUGUGAAGAUGCCUCCAUUGGCAAGUGGAGAUGUACUGAAAGGUGCCGAAAGUAUCCCAAUCUGCCAGUUCCAUACUGUCACUUGGUUACCGAUCCUCAAGAUUCAUGCUGUUCAGUGCCUUUUUGCAACUUCACACAGACCAUUAACUCAUUCAGUGGCUCGGCUGCCCCGAUAACCUAUCCUCAAACAGCCCAACCGAUCACAACCACCCCAGUUCCCACUACUCCUAGACCAAAGGUGUGUAUCUAUAAUGGUAAGCAGUAUGCGCAGGGACAGCAGUGGUAUGAUGGCUGUCAGUACAAAUGUACAUGUGAUGAUGCAGAACACGGAUUCUUCAGGUGUACCAAUAGGUGUCCAGAAUACAAAAAUGUACCUGACAGUUGUACAAUGGUGAAGGAUGCACAAGACCCUGCUUGUUGUUUGGUGCCCUAUUGUAACUUCCAGACGACGUCCAGCUCCCAGACUGGUAAUGGAGUCGUACCAUCCUUACCUCCAGGCUCCUUCCAAGGACAGAGUCCAGACCAAACCAACCCUGAUAUAGGCUUCUGUUUGUACAAAGGGCAACAAUAUCUACAGGGCCAGACCUGGUUGGACGGAUGUGAGUACAGCUGUACCUGUCAAGAUGCAAGAAAAGGACUCUACACCUGUAAUGACAGGUGUCCACGUUAUGGCAGCAUCCCAUAUCCAUGUAAAUUGGUAACAGAUUACCGUCAACCAUGUUGUAAGAUCCCAGAUUGCCAAUUUGGUGGUGCUCUUGGUGAGAUUAGCGGCACUCUUACUCCAGCACCUUUUCCAGGCUUCACCAACGCCCCAACCCCAGGGGUACCUGGACAGCCUGGCCAACCCACUCCAUCACCAACACUGAAUUACUGUCUGUACAAGGGUGUUCAGUACUAUCAAGAUCAGACCUGGGAUGAUGGCUGCGACAAGCGAUGCCGAUGUGAUGACUCAUCAAAGGGUCUCUACGUCUGUGACACUAGGUGUGCAUCUUAUGCUGCUAAUCUCCCAGCAGAAUGUCACAUGGUUGUGAGUCCCACAGACAGUUGUUGUCGGGAACCAAAGUGUGGCAUCCCAUCUUCUCUACAGAACAUCACAGGCACCAUUCGACCAGACAUGAUUCCUACACUAGCUCCCCCAGGCGUUUUCACAGGCUCUGCCAACACCCCUACUCCCAGACCAAACAUUGGCCCUAACCCAAUUGCCACACCUGCACCAAAGCCUCUUAAUUAUUGCGAGUACAAGGGUACAAAGUAUAACCAAGGCCAGACUUGGGAUGAUGCUUGUGAUCUUUCCUGUCAGUGUAUUGAUGCCAGCACAGGAAACUACAGGUGUACAGAGAAAUGCCCUAAGUAUGGAGCAUUACCUCCACAGUGUUAUCUCCAGAAAGACCCUGCUAACCCUUGCUGUUCUAAGCCUGAAUGUACUUUCAACCCGUCUGCGAGUCAGAUCAACGGUCAGGCCACCACUUUAGCUCCAGUACCAGGCCAGUCUAUUGCACCGACUCCAUACCCUGGGUACAAACCCACACCAGGUCCUAACCCAUCCCCAGCUCUCCCUAAAGAUGUGUGUCAGUAUAAAGGAAAGAGCUACACUCAAGGACAAACAUGGUAUGAUGGCUGCGAGUAUAUCUGUAACUGUGAAAAUGCACCGGCUGGAGUCUAUAGGUGCAGCCAAAGAUGUCCACAGUACCAACAGGCUAAUGGUUGUACGCUGGUCCAAGACCCUCAGGACCCUCUCUGCUGUAAGGUUCCAGAGUGUAACAUUCCACCACAGUACAACAAUGCCACAGGAUACAUUCCUAUCCCAACUCCUCCCCCCGGGGUCAUCACUGGAGGCUCCGUUACACAAUCUCCAACCCCUGGUCCCGGUAUACAGCCUACCCCCGGAGGGAACCCAACCUUAGCUCCAGGAGUAACCCCAACUCCUGCCCCAUCCUUCUGUCAGUAUAAGAACCAGCAGUACACACAGGGCCAGAAGUGGCAGGAUGGCUGUGAUUACAACUGUGAGUGUGUGGACGCUAUCAAUGGCAGAUAUCGAUGCACCGAACUGUGCCCACGUUACCCUGCAUUACCUGCUCAGUGUCGUCUAGUGGCAGAUACCAUUCAGCCUUGCUGUAAGAAGCCAUACUGUGAAUUCACUGGUACUGCCAAUAAUAUCACCGGAACAGUCACCUUAUCUCCGAAUCCCAUCAACACGCCAGCCCCUAUCCCUGGCCAAGGUACCCCACAAGUUGGUCCUACACCUGCUCCCAAUGCUCCAGACACCUGUUUGUACAAUGGUGUCCCAUUCAAGCAGGGUGCAACUUGGGAUGAUGGAUGUGACCUUAAAUGUGUGUGUGAAGAUGGCGUGAAGGGAUUUUACAGGUGUAGUGACAGGUGCCCACGGUAUAACACACUGCCAGACGGUUGUGUCCUCGUUACUGAUCCAAGAGACAGCUGUUGCCGAAUUCCUGACUGUAAACCUGUUGCCCAGACAACAAAUGCCCCAACUCCAGGAUCUGGCAUCAACCCCACACCAGGAGUUAACCCCAACCCCUACCCAAACCCUAACCCAACUCCAAAUCCAAGCUCCAGCCCGAUGAUUCCUUCAGUCACAAAUGUAAUUAAUGGUCAGGGUGUUACCCCAACUCCAGGCCCCAAUAUGCCUCAGCCAACGGGACCACCAGUCUGUUUCUACAAGGGAGUGACAUACCUGCAAGGACAGAGCUGGAAGGAUGGUUGCGACUACAAUUGUGUGUGCACUGAUGCAUCCACUGGCAAAUAUAGGUGUUCUCAGAGGUGUCAGAUCUACCCUAACCUGCCCAGUAACUGCCGACUAGCCCUUGAUCCAGCAGACCAGUGUUGUAAAGUAGCUGUGUGUACGCCGACCCCAGCACCUGGUGUGACACCAAACCCUAAUCCCAAUGCCACCCCCAAUCCUAACCCUACCAUCGGUCCACAACCUGGAUAUACAAACCCUGGUCUUCAGCCUUCAGUAGGUCCAACACCGAACCCUAAUCCAUUACCUCAACCAACACCAAAGAAUGUUUGUAUAAUGAACGGUCGUCAGUACACUCAGGGACAACAGUGGUAUACAAAUGGUUGUGACAGGACAUGUGUCUGUGACGAUGCUACUACUGGUUAUUACAGAUGUUAUGACAGAUGCCGAAAGUAUGACAGUAUUCCAAGUGGAUGUACUCUAGUGUCUGACCCAAAUGACCCUCAGUGUUGUAAGGUUCCCCAGUGUAUCCCUACCCCAGGGGUGAACGGCUACCCCACACCUGGACCCACAGAUGCACCACAACUCAUAACAGGUGUUCCAGUAGGAAUCGUCAACGGCUAUGGUACCCCAACACCAUCACCUAACCCAACCCCUGUGCCAGGACAGACGCCAAACCCCAAUCCACAGCCAACUCCAGCACCUAAAGAGGUGUGUGUUUAUAAGGGAACAGAAUACCAUCAGGGCCAGAGAUGGGUUGAUGGGUGCAAGUACACUUGUGUUUGUGUGGACAGCAAGACAGGACACUAUGAAUGUACUGAGAAGUGCCCAGUCUAUCCAAGAUUGCCACAAUACUGCUCCUUGGUCCAGGACCCCAUGAACGUCUGUUGUCAGAAACCUCUGUGUGACUUCAACAAUAUUCCCACUCCAGCACCAUUGGGUGGUCCUACUCCUGGUCCUAACCCAACACCAGGCUUAGGUGGCACUACCAUAGAACCAGGGCCAAAUGUUGGAUCAACAAUGGAACCAGGACCAAUAUCCUACUGUGUGUACAAUGGGGUACCCUACACUCAGAGCCAGUCUUGGAAUGUUGGCUGUACAAAGAAAUGUCGAUGCGAUGAUGCUUCCAAAAACUACUACACUUGCUUUGACAGGUGUCCAAUAUACCCAGCUCAACAAGGCUGCACUUUGGUCACAGAUCCAAAUGAUGCCUGCUGCCAGAUUCCACGAUGUGUUGUCAUUCCUACCCCAGGGCCGAGCCCGAACCCAAAUCCUAACCCAAAUCAGACCCCCAAUCCAAACCCUACUCUGGUACCACCAGCAUACACCCAAGCACCUAACAUUGGACCAGGAUUGACCCCAGUGGCAACUCCAAAUCCAUCACCAGUACCAACCGGUCAGACUGGUGUCAUCAUUGGAAAACCACAAAACCCUCAGAAUCCUUCCGGCAGGUGUAACUACAAGGGUGUUCAGUACGUUACUGGACAGACCUGGAAUGAUGGGUGUACCUACAAGUGUGAAUGCCUCGACCAGAUCAGUGGCCAGUACAAGUGUACUGAGAGAUGUGCACGAUUUGUACAGAUCCCAGCAUAUUGUGUGCUAGUAUCUGAUCCCAAUGACCAGUGCUGUCGAACACCAUCUUGCCCUAACCUCACACCAACCCUUAAGCCGGGUAAUACACCCACCCCAGUUCCAGGAAUCACCCCAGUUCCAGGAAUCACCCCAGUCCCAGGAAUCACCCCAGCGCCAUCAGGGAAACCACCUCUUCCCAAAAAUGUAUGUGUGAUGAAUGGCAAGUCAUACACUCAAGGCCAGAAAUGGGAUGAUGGAUGUACCCGUACCUGUGUCUGUUCUGAUGGAGUUACUGGUCACUACACCUGUACAGACAGAUGCCCUCAAUACAACAACGUAGCUCCCAGCUGUGUCAUGGUACCGGAUCCAUCUGAUCCCAUAUGCUGCAAGAUCCCACAAUGCAGCACUCCAGGCCCCAACGUCAAGCCAACUGGAAUCGUCGGAACAAUCACUGGAAACAACCCUUACCCAACUUCUCAGCCUACUCCUCAACCUAAUCCCAACCCAAAUCCAAAUGUAAACCCUACACCUAACCCUAACCCCAACCCUAACCCCAACCCCUACCCUUUUCCUACUCCCUAUCCUGGCGGUACUUACCCACCAUACAUGCUGACAGCCAUCCCUGUGCCUGGAACCACAGCUGUCCCUGUACCAGGGGUUAAUCCUACACCCGGUGCUACACCAAAGGUUUGUGUGUACAAGGGUUCAAUGUAUCAGACAGGCCAGCACUGGAGAGAUGGCUGUGACUAUGAUUGUAUCUGUGAGGAUGGUGCAACAGGAAAGUACAGGUGUACCACUGUGUGUCCAAAAUAUCCCAACCUUCCAAGUGGUUGUCGCUUGGUGAUGGACAUGAACAACGCAUGCUGUCAGAAAGCGGACUGUACACCAGUAGCUGGUACUACCGUGUCUCCCAUUCCAGGACAGUCACCAACACCUAACCCUAACCCAACCCCUGCACCAGCAUUCUGUGUGUUCAAUGGUAUCCCAUUCAAGCAGGGUCAGACAUGGCAGGAUGGCUGCAGCAGGACAUGUAAAUGUGAAGAUGCCAUGAGCAGACAGAUUACGUGUGAUGACCGAUGCCCCACCUAUCCUUCUCUGAAGGCAGGCUGUACUCUGGUAACAGAUCCAGCAGACCAGUGUUGCCAGGUACCCCAGUGUAUCAAUCCAGAUGCCACCAAUCCUCUACAAGUAGUUACUGGUCCAAAGGGCACCAUUGAGGGCUCCAACCUGCCCCAACCAGGCAUUAACAACCCUGGCACAACAGGCAAAUCUAAUACUUGUCUGUAUAACGGAAAAGUCUACCAGCCUGGCCAGACUUGGGAUGAUGGAUGUACUUAUCAGUGUGUCUGUACUGAUGGUAGUACCGGCCACUAUCAAUGUACUGAGAGAUGCCCAAGGAUUCCUACUGUACCGUCCACCUGUACUUUGGUGAAGGAUACCAAUGACCAGUGCUGUCAAAAUGUGUACUGUCCGAAUGCUGUCCCCACUCCUGGACCAAAUCCAAACCCCAAUCCUACCCCCAAUCCUAAUCCCAAUGGACAGCCCACUCCUAACCCAAACCCAAAUGCCACACCGAAUCCUAACCCAAAUGCCACACCGAAUCCUAACCCAACUCCAGCUCCCCAGCCAAAUGUCUGCCAGUACAAGGGCCAAAACUACCACCAGGAUCAAACAUGGUAUGAUGGUUGUAAUGCUAUAUGUCGCUGUGAGAAUGCUGCAACAGGCUACUACAGGUGUCAGGAGAGGUGUGCAAGAUACCCAAGUGUGCCGUCUGCCUGUACCUUGGUUCCCAGUCCAACAGACCCAUCUUGUUGUAAAGAGCCAAGCUGUCCCGUGAUUCCAACAGCUGGCCCCACGCCCACACCAGGGUUCAUACCUAACCCUAUGACUCCUAAACCCGGGGAGAUCACUGGUUUGGCACCUGUACCUACUAAUAUGCCAACUCCUGCACCAGGAGUCAACCCCACCCCUGGAAUAAACCCUACUCCUGCUCCUCGCAAAGGUUGUUACUACAAGGGAGUUGUCCACUCUAAGGGCUCCACCUGGGAUGAUGGAUGCCAGUUCACUUGUGAAUGCCUGGAUGAUAACUCUGGACAAUAUAGGUGUCUUGAGAAGUGUGCGAAGUUCCCUAACCUGGACAGCCGUUGUGUCCUUCUACAGGACCCCAACGAGCCUUGCUGUAAGAAGCCAUAUUGUGACCUUGUCAACCCGACCCCAUUCCCUAACGGCGCCCCGACUCCCAGACCAAACAUUGCUCCAACACCAGGUGGAAUUGCACCAAAUAUGAUGACCACACAAAGCCCGUACCCCACUACACCCCGUCCAGGAUUCUGUGUCUACAAAGGUGUGGCCUACACCCAAGGAAAGCAGUGGAAUGAUGGCUGUACCAAGAAGUGUCAGUGUGAUGACUCCACAACUGGUUACUACACAUGCCAUGCUCGUUGUCCCUCUUACCCACAGGUGCCCAGUUCCUGCGUGCUAAGGACUGAUCCCAGUGACAGCUGCUGUCUCGUACCUGAUUGUAAUCAAAUCUUGACUCCAGUCAAUCCCACUGGCCAGACUGGCACUAAUCCUAUUUAUGUCACUCCAGGAACUGGAACAGGGUCUUCAGGAUCUGGAACAACCCCUGUUCCACAGUAUGUCUACCCAACUCCAGUUCAGCCCGGAAGUUUCACAGGCACAGGGUCAAACCCGAAUCCACAGAAUCCACAGAAUCCUGUACCAGGCAACACAGGCACAAGGUCGGUGUGUAUCUACAAGGCCCAGACAUACACUCAAGGACAGACAUGGGAUGAUGGUUGUCAGUAUCGUUGUGAAUGUGUUGAUGCUGUGAGAGGACAAUACCGCUGUACUGGCAGAUGUCCGCAGUACUACUUCCUUCCACCUCAGUGUACGUAUGUUCAGGAUCCAAACGACCAGUGUUGUCAAAAAGCCCGCUGUAAUACUAACCCAGGGGCAACUCCACUACCUCAGAUUACACCAAGUCCUUCGGUACCCGUUGUUGUUCAACCAGGUACCAACCAACCUCAGACAGGUACUGGGUCACCAGUUGUUGUUCAACCAGGUACCAACCAACCUCAGACAGGUACUGGGUCACCAGUUGUUGUUCAACCAGGUACCAACCAACCUCAGACAGGUACUGGUGUUCCCUACCCCAACCCUCAGACAACGCCAAUAUCUGGAACUGGCACGGUAUGUGUUUACAAAGGCAAAACCUACCCUAAGGGACAGAUGUGGAGAGAUGGCUGUGAUUAUCAGUGUAUCUGUGACAACCCUGCUACCAAUGCUUACAGAUGUGUUGCUACGUGCAAGUCUUACUCAACAAUUCCCUCAUUCUGUAAGCUGAUCCCUGAUCCUGCAGACCAGUGCUGUGAGUUGGUGUCAUGUACAGCUCCUAAUGGUCAACAGCUGACCCCUAUGUUACCAUCAAAUACACCAACGCCUUCUCCCACUCUCACCCCUAAUCAGUUACACGUCGUGCCCAUCGGAACCCAUGACGUCUUCACUGGAACUGGACGUCCCCCAGUAGGCACGGGCACAGGUUCGACUGGAGGAAGAAAUGGAUGCGUGUAUAAAAACCAGGUGUACACCCAGGGCCAGUCAUGGGAUGACGGGUGUAAGUACACCUGUGCUUGUGAAGAUGGAACUGAUGGUCGCUAUAGGUGUGCCACAAAAUGCCCAAGUUAUCCUGCCAUUCCUAAGUACUGUACAUAUGUGAAUGUGCCUGGUCAGUGUUGUCCCAGUCUGUCCUGUAACAGUCCAGACUACGGAAAGUACACACCUACUCCACAACUUGUCCCCAGCCCACUCCCAAGUAUUAACCCCGGCUCCCAGCCAGGGCAGGUGCCUACCCCUGGAUAUAACUGAUGUGUUGUAUAUUUUAAAGAGUACUGCAUCUACAAGAACAAACUAUACAACCAGGGCAACCAGUGGAAUGAUGGCUGUGACUACAGUUGUGAGUGUUUGGAUGGCCGAAGUGGAUACUACAAGUGUAAACCAUUGUGCCCUGUGUAUGACAAGUUACCAAGUCAGUGCUUCAUGGUACGAGCUGCCGACCAGUGUUGUGCUCAGCCCAUGUGUAGUAACCCUGAUGGGUCACAGGUCAACCCACUGACUGGUCAGUCUCCUUACCCAGUGUAUGGUUCCUAUCCAGGUGGAUUCACCGGUUUCAAACCUUCCUAUACACCAGGCCAGGGAUCUUCCAGCCAAAUUAGUGGCAGCAACUCUGGCUGUGUCUACAAGGGCGUACUGUAUAGCCAAGGCAAGAAGUGGGAUGACGGCUGUGACUACCAAUGUACAUGUACCAAUGCCAACACUGGAGUGUACACUUGCUAUGCCAAGUGCCCAACAUACACUAGUAUUCCAUCUGUAUGUAAGAUGUUCGAUGUUCCUGGCCAGUGUUGCCAGGAGAUUCGCUGUGACACGUCAGGUGUACCCACAACACCUCGUGCCCCUCUGCAGCCUACCCCCGUUCCCCACCCUCAUCUUGACCCCAACUGCUAUGAUCUCAUUGAUAAUUGUGCCAUGUAUGGACUGAGUGCUUGUGGGUCUAACUAUCAGGCCUGGGCUCACAAGAACUGUAACAAGUUUUGUGGCUUCUGUACUUCAAGUGUCACAUCAGCACCAGUUAAAUGUGAAGACAAGAUCAACAACUGUGCUAACUAUGGCAAGUCAGCAUGUACAGGAAUUUACAAACCAUGGGCAACAGACAACUGUGUCAAGUACUGUGGCCUUUGCACUGGAACUGGCUCAGUCUCCGUCAUUACCUCGCCUCCUGCUACCCAGGGUCCAGUCACAGGUCAGUGUGUGGACAAAUUGAACAACUGCCAGAACUAUGAUGCAUCUACCUGCCAAGACCAGAGGUACACAGCCUGGGCCCACGAAAACUGUCCCAAGUUCUGUGGAUUCUGUACUGGAACUGGUACUGUAUCACAGCCUGUCAUCAUCAACGCUCUACCUCCUCAAGGCUGGUUCACCAUGCUGAAGGGUGUUGCUGGUGCACCAGGUGACCUCUUCACCAUCUGGAAUCGGCCAGGCAGUUACAAUGAAAAUGUCCCUCAGGCCAUGUAUCUGACCAACCAGUUCCCAGGCCACUACAAACCUAGUCUCAGUGACCACUGGAAUGACCUCUGCAUCGAUCAGGUGAAGGUGUCCAUCUACAACGGCGGCCAGGAGAAGGCUUACAUUACGUUUAAUGCUGUUGGUGCAGACAAGAACAGCUGGUUCUCAGCUGAUAGGAUCAUCGACUCCUCCUACACUGAUAUACGUAAUGCUCCUAAAGAACUCUUCAGUCUGUUGGGAGAUGUAACAAGUGGACGUGAAUUUACGAUGAACAGCCAUUCCAACAGCAAUUGUGACUCCUAUGGAUGGAUAAUGGUAGCAACUCAAAGUGGCUGCUCCUUUGAAGCCAGUGCUGGUAACAAGCCAGCUUUCCUGUAUGCCCCAGGACAAUCCGCUACACAUUGGGGACAAGCUACUGGCACUGGAGAUGUGUUUGCUAUUACUGCUCAUGGAAACUGUGGUGCCUCUAUACAUUCAACACAGGCCACAGGCUUCACUCAGAUGAGUAGAGCAUGUAUCUACAAAAAUCAGAUCUACAAACAAGGUGAUCACUGGACAGAUGGAUGUGAUUAUAACUGUACAUGUGUUGAUGAGACCACUGGACGAUACAAUUGUGUCAACUUGUGUGCAACCUAUACCAACCUGCCACAAGGUUGUACUUUGGUGAAGAAGCCAGGAGAAUGCUGCGCCCUACCUGAUUGUGGUAAUUUCACACUGCCAGGCAGCGGUCAAGGUUCAGGUUUCUGCUACUACAAGGGACAGAUGCAUGGACAAGGUGAACAAUGGAAUGAUGGCUGUGACUAUAAAUGUACAUGUCAAGAUGCUACAACAGGGACAUACAGGUGUACAGACAGAUGUUACCAAUGGAAUCUGCCUGCUGGACUGUGUACUUUAGAGAGUGCACCCCCUGGAAAGUGUUGCCCUGUGCCCAAGUGUAGCUCACAGGUAGUGUUGCAAUAUCCACCGGGUUAUGUACAAGAAUGAGAAU